AUGAUCAAGGCGCCCACCUCCUCGCCCUUGGCCGCGGCCGCCGCCGUGCUCGUCGUCGUGUCGGCGUGGGGCGCGGACGCGACGAUCGAGACCACGUGCAGGGACGCAGGGGCGGGCGACCGGCGCGUGGACGUCGCGUUCUGCGUGCGCCAGUUCUUGGCGUACGAGGGCGCGGCGGAGGCGGAUACGUGGGGCCUGGCAAAGACGGCCGUGCUCAUCGGCAUCAACCUCGCCGACGACGCCAUCUUCGACCUCACCCACGGGAAGAUCCUCCCAGAGCCCAAGGACAAGAAGGCCGAGGCGGCCAUGGACGCGUGCGUGAAGGCGUACGACAAGGUGGGCCUGGCCUUCGCGGAGGCUUCCGACGAGCUCAGGGCGCGCCGGUACCCGGCGGCCAAGGAGGAGAUGGCGAGCGUCGCGCCGCUCCUGCAGCGGUGCGACGGCGGGCUCGUCAAGGUCGGGCUCCCGUCGCCGCUGCCCAGGUACAGCGCCGACUGCCUGCAGACGACCAUCAUUGGCAUCGCCAUAACCAACCUCGUCAAGUGAUGCAUGCAUGCGUCGAACACAUGUGGUUCUUCUUCGCGUGUGAUAAAGCUCCAAUAGUGUAUAGUGUCCUAGUCUGUCUUUUUUAUAGAAAUCUAAUAAAAAGGGGCAAUUCGUAUGCUUGGUUAAAUUUAGAGCCUUAGACUGUCAAUUUUCUACUCU
Molecule: messenger RNA, 705 nt
Organism: Triticum dicoccoides
Lineage: Eukaryota; Viridiplantae; Streptophyta; Magnoliopsida; Poales; Poaceae
Product: pectinesterase inhibitor 8-like
Exons: 1
Coding region: 1-546 (181 amino acids)
Molecular function (GO): enzyme inhibitor activity
Source: RefSeq, a predicted model, not a curated record